Molecule: messenger RNA, 851 nt
Organism: Anopheles funestus (African malaria mosquito)
Lineage: Eukaryota; Metazoa; Arthropoda; Insecta; Diptera; Culicidae
Product: protein FAM32A
Exons: 3
Coding region: 181-540 (119 amino acids)
Cellular component (GO): nucleolus
Source: RefSeq, a predicted model, not a curated record
CUUCCGCGAGAUGGGUUUGUAUACAUCUUGUUCAGUUCAAUUGACAGAUCCAAAACAGAAAUCAAAACAAAAUAUUGUUUGUGGUUGUAGUCAAGCCAUUCAGACGCGGGCAGAAGUUAGCUAAAAAGAUUGUAUGGUUUUCUUUGUUUUAGCGGUGGUCCCUUCACCUUUCAAUUAGCGAUGUCGGAUGAGUACCAGCAUGUAAGCAAAAGCAAACUGAAGCUCAAGAAUGAUUCUGAUACAAAGAAAAAGCACAAGAAAAAGGAUAAGAAAAAGGAAAAGGACAAAGUAAUACGUGCCGUGCUUGAAGAUCCUGGUAAAAGCGAGGAACGCAAGCAACCAGCGCAGACAAGCACUUCUGAAGGACGCACAUUGACGAAGGCGGAAGAAUCGUUUAAAAAGAUGCAGGAAAAGAUGCAAAACAAGCGCAUCGUGGAGAAGGCACAGAUGACUCAUAAACAACGGGUGGAACUGUUUAACAUGCAUCUGGACAGUCUGACAGAGCACUUCGAUAUACCUAAAGUUUCUUGGACGAAAUAGAGUGGUUGUCGAAUCGUUUUUUUUGUCUCUAUAUUUUGCUGUAAGUAUGUGUUGGAAAUUAUACAACUAACACGUAUAAUGGAGGGAAGAUUUCUUUAUCAUUCAAACACAAUCCCAAUUAACUCAGCUGUAAUAGUAAGACAAACAUGUAUUAAUAUGUUCAAAAGUAUAUAGGGCAAAGAUCCGGAUACUAACUCUGUCCUUUACUGCUAACACUCAACCACCGGGACGCCCUCACAAUAGUUUAAAAAGAAAACAUUAAAGUUGUACCGAUUUGGUAAAUAAACCCUAGAAGCCCAACUUACCCAAAA